AUGGUGGCCCAGUGUUCAGGGUCAACUUCCCCUUUAAUUUUAAUCGCGAUCUGCAAAUUGGCAGUUCUCAAAAUGGCGACACACAGUACACUCGAGACUCCGGUGGCAAGAGUACAAAUCGACGGCUUGGUUGUGUUGAAGAUCAUCAAGCAUUGUGAAGAAGAAGGAGGCAGUGAUGGAGAGAUGGUGCAAGGAGUCCUCCUCGGUCUCGUCCAAGGCGACACGCUAGAGAUCACAAAUUGUUUUCCGUUCCCAAAGCAAGCAGAUGAGGAAGAUUUUGAUGAAAUCCAAUAUCAGAUGGAAAUGAUGAGGAAUUUACGGCACGUGAACAUCGAUCAUCUCCACGUUGGGUGGUACCAGUCAACAAAAUAUGGCACAUUCCUCACCAAGGCACUGCUAGAUUCACAGUACAACUACCAACACUCCAUCGAAGAAUCAGUUGUCCUAAUUUAUGAUCCUGUCAAGACGUCAAAGUCCAGUCUGAGUCUGAAAGCUUAUAGGUUAACAGAACAGGCAAUGAGUGUAUCACAGGAUAUGGAAUUCACAUUAGAGAGCAUCAGGAAAUCAGGGAUAAGUUUUGACAAACUCUUUGAAGAGAUCCCCAUCGUGAUCAAGAAUUCUUACUUGGUGAAGACACAGAUCUGCGAGAUUGAAGGUCUUUCUACGCCUGGUGACGACAACUUCCUUAGCCUCUCCACAGGGACCCUUCUUGAGAAGAACGUGGAACUACUUAUGGAUCAGGUGGACGAGCUGUGGCAGGACACCAAUAAAUUUGUCACCUAUCAGCGUAAUAUGGCCAAGACCAACGCAGCCAGACAACAACACAUACACAAAAGGAACCAGGAAAAUGCAGCCAGGGAGGCGAGAGGAGAAGCCCCUCUGCCUGAUGAAGAUCUAACCAAGAUGUUCAAAGCCCCCACCAUGCCUGCACGUCUAGACACCAUGCUUCUGGCUGGUCAGAUGAAGAACUACUGCACGGAGAUCAAGCGCCUCUCGUCCCAGAGCUUCGGCAAGCUAUUCAUGGCCGACGCACUUCAACCAAAACCCUCUUCGUGAGAAAAAGAGUCCCUUUUCUUCACUUUUCACCAUGUCCCAGUGUCUGUCCCCUGAUAGCAUGAAAGAUGGCUUAAAAUGGUUUUUAGGAGUUCUGUGUGGAAAACUCACCAUCUUCAUCCCACAGUUUCUGCAAGCUGUUACCGGCUGACACACUUUAAAGGAAACCUUCUUCAUGAGAUACCGUUACUUUGCUCCGCUUUUCUUUCUGUUCUUGAACCCUUUCCCUGAAAGAGCAAAAGAUACUGUUUCAGGACUUUUGUAAGGAAACCUAGUACUUUUCAUUCCCAGAGCUUCAGCAAGCUAUUUAUGGCUAUUGAACUUGAUUCAACGGCUUCGUUAUGAGAUACAGUCCUUCUUUUCUAUUUUUUCCCUGAGUCAAUACCCCCACCCCCUGAUUGGGGCAAAAGAUACUGUGCCAGGACUCUUGUAAGGAAACCUAGCAAUUCUCAUUGUAAGAAUUUCUGGAAGCUGUUUAUGGCUGAUGCACUCCAACAGAAAACCUUCUUCAUGUGAAACUUUUUUCUGCAUUUCUAAUAUUCCUUGACCUUCUUCCUCAUAAAGAAAGAAUUGUAUCUUUUUUCCUGCUAUCUCCACUUUCCAGGGCCAAGUUGCAUAAAAUGUACCAUUAUUGUAACUUUGCCUUCCUAUGAUAAUUACCAUGGUAACAAUGCUCAUCAGCCAAUCAAAAUCAAGGAUUCCAUGAAAGUUACCAUUGGAUGCAAAGUUACCAUAAUAGUAACUCUUAUGCGAUGGGAACCAGAACUCCAUGCUCCUGUCUAUGUUAGGAUGACAUAUAAAUAAUGGAAAUGGAACUUUUGUAGAAUGACCUGGGAGUGACUAGUUCUCCUAUAUCUUGAACCAUAUAUCUUUUUGCUUAUUUGUUUGGGGAAGGUUGGUUUUUCUUUGUGUUUAUGUCAAUUCAUGAAACUUUACUCCAAACCACAUUUCUGAGAUGCAGAAUACUUGCACCGGUCUGGAGAGAUCACAGAAAAUAAUGUUUGAACUUCUACCAACCUUAACAAUAUUUAUGGCAAGCUUUCUCAGGCCUUAUAAGUAUUGAAUGAUUUUGAUUUUUGAAGGAUUGUAUUUAUUUCAUUAAGAAAAAUGUGUGACAAACACAGAUAUUGUCAAAUAGGGUCUGGUUAUCACACUCUCCUACAAUAGGAAGUGUAAUUUACUAUAAAUGAGUAAUGUUCAAUGAAAUUUACAUGUCAAUGCAUUAGCAUACCAGGAUCAGUGGUUUUCUCUGAAUUUGGCAUGGAAAAAGAUAUCAAUUUGUGACAGUCCUGUAAAUACAUUUUACCCCUUGCCUGCAAGAACUGGGUGGUCACUUACAAAACAUAUUGAAAUUACUGAGUACUGUCAGUAGUCAUUGGGUUUCUUUUGUGAAAGUAGGCCCUCAUACACAGUAUCCCAUCUGAAUCAUGUAGACUCUUUGAAUUUAUGUGAUAUUGAAUUGGCAAUUGUCCUACUUCAUCUUUCACAACAAAUUUCUUAUCAAUGACAAGUGCUUGAGUUCCAGCAAAGUUGCUCCCAACCAAUCCGAUUGCAGGGUUUAAGGAGCUUAUGACAGUGCCUGGUAGAGUGUCUUUUGUUGUGUUUUUUGUGAAACUGGGCCCAUUUAUAUAAGAACCCAUUCAAUUGGAUGCUAUAUAAGGAAAAAGUAUGAGGGAUUCAGGGGAAUGUUUCAUGGAGCAAUAUGAUGGUAAUGUUCACUGACAUCUACGAUAGGCUAUUGAAAUCCUUGCACCUGAUUGGCUUAGGGGAAAUUUGUCAUUGAAAGUCAUUGGCAAAAUCCUUCGUAAAAUACUCCCAAGGGGCCUAUAUUACAAAGUGAUGCAAGAGAUUGAAUUCAAACUCAAACUGAUAUUGAUCUAAUUAACUACACAAUAUGAUAUCAAAUCACAGUUUGAAUUUGAUUUGAAUGUACAUGCAGUGCCACCCUUUGUGAUGGGGGACCCAAAUAAUGAUCUGUCUUUUGAAAUGUGAGAAGUAAUCUUCAUUGUAGAAUGUACCCUGGAAUCUUUACAGAUUUCAGUCAUAGAUUAAUGUUAUUUCAACAAAAAUGAAUAAAGAUAUCCAUAAUAACAAUA
Messenger RNA from Lytechinus variegatus (green sea urchin), 3149 nucleotides. It is a transcript of the gene eif3h, whose product is annotated as eukaryotic translation initiation factor 3 subunit H-B-like. Gene Ontology annotation, cellular component: eukaryotic 43S preinitiation complex; cytosol; cytoplasm. Gene Ontology annotation, molecular function: translation initiation factor activity; protein binding; metallopeptidase activity. The record is from RefSeq and is a predicted model, not a curated record. Bases 1 to 1056 code for a protein of 351 amino acids. The transcript has 8 exons. NCBI's taxonomy places the organism in Eukaryota, Metazoa, Echinodermata, Echinoidea, Temnopleuroida, Toxopneustidae.